CACCACCACCGCGACUCUACAGCACUCCCGUCGCUUCGUGUGCGUUGCCUUUGCGUAUCUGUGAGCCUGUGUCACCCUCUCUUGUCGUCUUCUCCGUCAGCCUUUCCUUUCCUCCUCCUGGCGCGCCCCUCUCGCCUUUCCCGCGCGCACCGUCGCCUCGUCCAAUCCUGAACCGCCUGCGUCAAUCCACGGACAGCUUCGGUGUCGGCAGCCUGCAUUCAUGAUCCACCUCCUGCAGAUAACCCCAGCAUCCCAGCGAAUAAAAACACCGUCCGCACCGUGAGCAGCGUCGACUACUUUUCUUGUUACACGUCCAUUGCGCCCGCACGUUCCCCACCUCAUGGAAUUUUGCUGAGAGAGUCACGUCCCGAUCGUGCCAGUCUCAGACCGUCAAUUGGAGCCGCUGCACGCGAGACGUGACAAGAGUGACGUCCCUUUGAUCCGAAUCGCUCGUUUCGUGCUGCUGCGCCGGCUGCUGGCAGGUAACCCGCCGACACAGCGACCGGCACGCGAGAUCGGGCGCAUCACAGUGCUCGCUGCUUGGGCGUCUCUUCGUUGUUUUGCUGGGUAGUGGGUGACUGCCGGCAUGGCCACCAUGUCGGCCACACAGCAGAUUCGAACCAUCACUCCUCCAAGCAGUUCCCACGGAAAUUCAGCGUGGGACUACGAGAAUCAACAAUCCGCAUACACAGACGACAAGCCGCCUAGAGCUGGACAAAGUGACUCUCGGCCUCCGCUGUCUCAAAACGUGAACGGCAGCCGCAAGAUGUCGUACGGCUCGGACACUAACGCCCGAGUGACUCCAGGGCCUGAGAAUGACUCGGCCUCGAUGAGGAAAAUGUCCCGCAAGAAGAGCAGCAUCAGGCAGGACAGCGAAUCGGACGCCUCAUUCGACAUGUACAAGACUACGUCUGGGAGCCGUAGCAUCAGCAAUGGCAUUGAUAGGAGCGGAAAGCGCAAGCCGAGUAAUGCCAAGAUACGCAAUCCUGAAGAUGACGAGGACAACUGGAUCCACAGAGACAAGCUGGCCCAGAUCGAAAGCAGAGAGCUAGAAGAGGCUGGUUUCCCCGUGGUGCGUACGAGUCGUUCAGGGAGCAGAGCAGGCGCUGGGACCGCAUACGUCAGACAGGAUGACUAUGAGCAGGACGGAGAUGUUGAUGAAUACAAGACGCCCAAGAACCACGACACGAAGCGGCAGCGAGUGGUGUCUCCCAUACCUGCAGAAGAGGAGGAAGAUGAAGGUUUCGACUUCGAACUUCGCACGCCGGAAGAGGUGGCGGCGGAGCAGGAGAGCAGAUAUUUUCAAUCACCGCCUUUGAAGCCCAAUGGCACAAGGAUACCAAUGCCCAAACAGAGUCCAGUCCCUGUGCCGUCCAUCAUCAUGGAGCGAGACUCGCCGCUGCCACGGAGUCGAGCGAGCAGUGGCACUGGCAUACCCGAGAUACGCUCGAGGAGCCGCAGCAUCAGCUCGCAGGUCAUGCUGGAAGAUGAUGUGCCCCGUACACCGCUCGAGGCUCGACGACCAUCGGCAUCGGACGACUCUCCCUCUUCUUCCCCGCCAAAGACCAAGGCUCCAGCCAAAGGAUCAUCAACAUCCGGCACACGCAAAGCCUCUAACCAGCGAAAUGCUUCGGGCACGUCCAAGUACCGUGCCUCGUCGCAGCAAAAUCGCAACUCACCCGAAAAGCGACCAGGCACAUCGUCUGGCCGGCCAAGCACGUCACAUAGGCCUGAAGGGGAUCCGCCAUGGUUGGCGACCAUGUACAAACCUGAUCCUCGAUUGCCACCCGAUCAGCAAAUGCUUCCUACGCAUGCACGGCGGCUGGCGCAAGAGAAAUGGGAGAAAGAAGGCAAGACGGGUACGGUAUACGAUCGCGAGUUCCGACUUCUCAACACGGAAGAAAUCGAGCGGCCGCUCAGCCUCGACUUCAGCAACAAAGACACGAAACCGACGGAGAAGAGCCGGCCGGCGAAUAUACAGACGGAGAAUAAGUGGCCGCUGGCCAGUCCGCUGGGCAGCCCUAACCAGGCCAGCAGACCUGGAACGAGUGGCACAGAGCACGGCGGAUACAGUACCAUGCCCAAGAUCACGACUCCUCCGAUUGCAGCGCCAACCCCUGCGAAGGUUGAGAAGCCGCAGGAGCACGUCAAGCUGCCCGAGCCAAACGAAGAAGUUAAUGAGAAGAAAGGGUGCUGCUGCAUCGUAAUGUAAAAAGCCGUUUCCCAUCAACGCCAACAGGCACCUCGACGAAAUCACUUGUCACAAACCUACACAUGCAAGCGCAUACGAAAACGCACAACUCACAUCCACACAUUCCACGCCGAAAAAAAGUUUCCCGAGGCUAGGACCACAGCUGCGUUCGCCUCAUAGCAUUCGUCAUGCAGAUUAUUUUCUCGUUUGUGUUUAUACUACUACAGGGCUUACAGCGGAGUUGCACGGCGUUCGUCAAUGGUGGCUUGUCUGUCACAUUGAAAAAAGGGUUAGAACAGGUCUUGGACCCGUUCCCAAUAUUCACCGAUAGUACGGCUGGAGUUCUGGCAACCGUAGCCGUAGGAGCGUGGCGUCCAACUGGCAGGCGGGCCAACAGAGAGGCAGGAGUUUUUGUGCGAAAAGAGAUGUGCGCGCGUGGACGACUUGAUAGCGUUUUCUCGACCUUGCAGGGCUUAUUUUUUCUCUUCCCUUUGCCCUUCUUUUGUUUUCAUUUCCCUCUCGUUCACAUUCACCAUCACAAACAUACAUUGUUCUUUCUGGGUCCAAACGCGAGACAUCUCAUCCUAGGCCUCGUUCAUUUUGGCUCCGGUUGUGUUAAAGCGCUGAUUGCUUAUUUUUUUAAUUUUUUUUGCCUUGCCGAGAUUGAUGCAUUUCAGAUAUCCCUUGAACUCAACACGCUCACAUAGUCUUUGAUUAUCUAUUUCAUUGUGUGUUGCUUGAUCAUACUGCUCAUAUCUGUGUGCUUUUUUUUCAUGAUGGGGGGAGAGUUGGGAGCAGAGAGAGGAGAGAAGAGUGCGAGAAGCAGCGAGAGAUGAGGAAGACGGCCGUGAGGCUUGAGUGUAGAUACAGUGUCUUUCAGAGGGAAUGAGAACGAUUUCCGAACGGACGCUUCUUCGAUCGUGCGUUGUUGUAACGUAGGGCUUACUUGCCGUGCGCUGUAGAUGACUUCAUGGUGUGUCAUG
This is a messenger RNA of Verruconis gallopava, 3174 nucleotides long. RefSeq lists its product as uncharacterized. The coding region runs from base 587 to 2212 and encodes 541 amino acids. Lineage: Eukaryota; Fungi; Ascomycota; Dothideomycetes; Venturiales; Sympoventuriaceae. The transcript has 2 exons. The record is from RefSeq and is a predicted model, not a curated record.